AAUGGAGAUAUUUGAAGCUUUAGAAAAAGGAAACCAUGAUUCAUAUAACAGCAACUCGUGUGAACUUAUACAAUAUUUUGAUAAGUUAGAUUCGUAUAUAGAAGAUGCUAACUUAAAAAGGUUUGAAUCUUCGGAGUUCAGUGACCUUAAACAAAUUGAUCGUGGUGGAACAGCAGUCGUAUUCUCAGCAAAUUACCAAGGCAAAAAGUACGCAUUAAAAAGUCUAAAUAUUCAUUUACUCGUGGACGAUAGAAGUUUCAAAGACAUUAAACGCGAG
Racocetra persica is the source of this 277-nucleotide messenger RNA. The record is from the annotation of a GenBank genome assembly. NCBI's taxonomy places the organism in Eukaryota, Fungi, Glomeromycota, Glomeromycetes, Diversisporales, Gigasporaceae.